Messenger RNA from Seriola aureovittata, 2834 nucleotides. RefSeq names its product carbonic anhydrase Xa (gene ca10a). Bases 835 to 1836 code for a protein of 333 amino acids. The record is from RefSeq and is a predicted model, not a curated record. Gene Ontology annotation, molecular function: zinc ion binding; carbonate dehydratase activity. NCBI's taxonomy places the organism in Eukaryota, Metazoa, Chordata, Actinopteri, Carangiformes, Carangidae. The transcript has 9 exons.
AUAUUAAGUCUACACAUAACAGUCUCAUUCCCUUUAAGUUGCUUCCUGCACUCUAAACUGAUUUGUUUGCAUGUUAACAGGAUCAUUAACAACAAUAAAUAAUACUUAAAAAAAUUACAACUUUCCUACAAGUCGAUCACAACCACAAUGAUUUGAUUUACAUCUGUAGGCAUACGUUAAACAGUUCAGUUAAAAAAAAAGAGAGGAACUUUUAUUGUGAAACUCCACACCGGAAGUUGUGGUUGUAUACCGUCAAACUUGACGCUGGUCCCCUGCAGUGACGGCGGAGAAGUCUCGAUCAGAGGCUCGCCACCUGGCGAUGCGAGUUUUCUCUGAGUUGUGAGGCGUCUCCAGGUGUUAGUCCGAUCCCUCCGCGUGUCCCGCCGCCAGUAAUCCGGCUUUUUUCCCUCUUCCUCUUUCCACACAGAGAUUUUUUACCCGAAACCACCAUGUGUGACUUUCCGUGGUGAUGAACGGGAUGCCUGCUCUGUGAAACGGCGACGGAUGGAUGGAUGUGUCCAUUCACUCAGUCCUAGGGCGCACUGGAAUAAUACAGUGAACUGACCGAGGAUCGGUGUUCUGCUCUUUUCUCUGGAGUUCAUCCUUUUUGUGUGUGUUUUCUUUUUUGCCAUCUCUGGAAUGGUUUCAGUCACUGUGGGAACGUGUAACAUUUCUUCCUGAGGCUUUGAGCACCUGCUAUGUGUCUGGUGUGGAAAUUACCUGGUGGAAGGUGUACAGCGGGAUCCGGUCUGGGAGGACAGGACAUCUGCAACUGAUAAAGCUCCAUUUCGUCUUCUUCUUCUUUUUCUUUUUUUUCUAACCUGUGCGUAAUGUAUGUGGAAUGAAAGGAUGGAUAUAAUCUGGGAAAUACUGCUAAUUCUCCAGGCCAAUUUUAUUGUCUGCAUAUCAGCACAGCCGAAUCCGCCGAAAAUUCACGAAGGAUGGUGGGCGUACAAGGAGGUGGUGCAGGGGAGCUUUGUUCCAGUGCCGUCGUUCUGGGGGCUGGUAAACUCGGCCUGGAACCUGUGCUCCGUGGGGAAGAGGCAGUCGCCAGUCAACAUCGAAACUAGCCACAUGAUCUUUGACCCCUUCCUCACGCCAAUAAAACUGAACACAGGUGGACGCAAGGUGGGAGGGACGAUGUACAACACGGGCCGCCAUGUCUCUCUACGAUUGGACAAGGAGCAUCUGGUGAACAUCUCUGGAGGGCCAAUGACGUACAGCCAUCGCCUGGAGGAGAUCCGGCUACACUUUGGCAGCGAGGACGGCCAGGGCUCUGAGCACCUGCUGAACGGACAGGCCUUCUCUGGAGAGGUUCAGCUGAUCCACUACAAUCAUGAGCUGUAUACAAAUUACACAGAAGCUGCUAAAAGCCCCAAUGGACUGGUCAUAGUGUCCAUAUUCAUGAAGAUUGCUGAGACGUCGAACUCAUUCCUGAACCGAAUGCUGAACAGAGACACCAUCACAAGAAUAACGUAUAAAAACGACGCCUACCUGCUGACCGGCCUGAACAUAGAGGAGAUUUACCCGGAGACGAAUAGUUUCAUCACGUACGACGGUUCGAUGACCAUCCCCCCGUGCUUUGAGACGGCCACGUGGAUCCUGAUGAACAAGCCGGUGUACCUCACACGUAUGCAGAUGCACUCCCUGCGCCUGCUGAGCCAGAACCAGCCGUCUCAGAUCUUCCUCAGCAUGAGCGACAACGUUCGCCCGGUCCAGCCGCUCAACAACCGCUGCAUCCGCACCAACAUCAACUUCAGCAUGCAGGGGAAAGACUGCCCCAACAACAGGGCCCAGAAGCUGCAGUACCGAGUGAACGAGUGGUUGCUAAAGUAAGCCUCCCUUGGAUGAGCAUGGAGACGAGUGUCAGAGAUGGAGAGCGGGAGGAGGAGGAGGAGGAUGGAGAAGGGAAGGAUGUGAACCCGGGCUUUAAGGCUGCAUCUCAUCUAAGAUUACUUCAUGGCAUUGUAAAAAGACAAACAACACCAAGACAUUAUCCGAGCGAAGGAGCAAAGAGACUCUUCUUUUCAUACAUGCUGAACUGUGUGAACCCUUGAUCUGACACAUCUAACACGAGUCCUUUCCCCCACUGCACAACUAUAUCUAUACGGACAUUUUGAUACCAAUACUUUUUUUGGGAGAAAACAAACAAAAAAAAAAGACACUUGGAAACAAUUUAAAAAAAACAAACAAAAAAAUAAAAACCAUGUGGAAGCGUUUAUUUGAAAGCUUCCCGACCCACAGGACAACGUUGGGACUUUAAAGCCUUUGUACAUAAAGAAGUUGCGAUCAGUGGGAAAAUCCAAGGACUUCAGUCACUGCCCCCCCCCCCCCCCCCCCCCCCCCCCAGCCCCCGCCCCUCCCACCAAGACCAAGUGGUCAACAAGUGUCACACGGACGUUUCAUUAACAGUCACCAACAAGGCAUGCAAUCAGCAAAACCAACAGAGAGGGAACACAGCCUUACCUUGUCAUUGUCCCAAAACCCCGGAGUCACGUCACAGGAGACGAAGAGUCAGAUAUUUACAGGCUUUCUUAACGGCCUCUCAGAGCAACCAGUGUCUUGGCCUCGUUUGUACAUAUUAUAAUUAUCAAUAACUGCAGAAAAAUUAAUAUGUUAAGAAAAGUAAUGAAUUAAACAUUCAAAAGAUAUAUUAAAGAGGAUUUUAAAAAAGAAGAAGAAGAAGUUGAGAAUUUUAAAAAGCUUGGCGCACUUUGAAUUCUGGAGCAGUUCUCGGUUCGAACUGAUGCCUUUUUUCUGUUUUAUUGUUUACAAUGGUCAUACACUGUGUUUGAGUAAUGUUAUCAGCCCAAUAAAUGUGUCUGGAAAGUUCA